Messenger RNA from Lytechinus variegatus (green sea urchin), 2121 nucleotides. RefSeq lists its product as uncharacterized. Bases 1 to 2121 code for a protein of 706 amino acids. The record is from RefSeq and is a predicted model, not a curated record. NCBI's taxonomy places the organism in Eukaryota, Metazoa, Echinodermata, Echinoidea, Temnopleuroida, Toxopneustidae. The transcript has 6 exons.
AUGGCUUCGCACCGACGUGGGCAUGAGUCAGACUCUGACUCGGAUUUUUCAGACCGAGAGGCUGACGCCGGCGAUAUAAGAAAGAAGAAAAGAAAACUAAAAGGUGCCGCGACUUAUAGAUGCAAAUUUUCGCCGGACUGGACGAAGACCUUUGGUUCAUUCAUCACAAAAGGAGAUAACAACUAUUCCUUCCGCUGCACGUUAUGCAACCGAACCGUUUCAUGCGGGCAUAUGGGGUUGGGGGAUGUACAGAGGCACAUCAAGCUCGACAUGCAUACACAGAAAGUUGCAGCGAUGAGAAGACAACCGACACUGAACUUUCCCCGUGUUGACCCCUUGGCAGAGAAGGCCACACGAGCUGAAGUGAAAGUUGCCACAAUGCUCGUGCAGAACAACAUUCCACUCGCAUUAGCUGACGAAUUGACUCCAUUGUUGGCAGACAUCUUUCCAGACAGUCAAAUAGCAAAUAAAUAUGCAGCCAGGCGUACAAAGACAGCGUGUAUCAUUAAUGGAGCUGUUGCCCCAUUUUUCCAGCGGAAACUCGUUGACCACAUGAAGAACCAUCCCUUUUCUAUUGCCAUUGAUGGCUCGUCUGACAACGAUAUUGAAAAGAUGAAUCCGAUGACGGUCCGCAUCUUUGACAUGGGCAGGGUCAACACCCAAUUCCUGGAUAUGUGCAUGUCAUCACAGUCGACAGCAGAAGCACUCUUCAACAAGAUGGAUGAAGUACUACGCCGUCAUAACAUUCAGUGGGAGAACUGUGUAGGCCUAGGUGUUGAUAACACAUCUGUGAACAUGGGGUGUAGGAACUCCAUAAAGACUCGUGUCCUUCAGAAGAAUGAAACUACAUAUGUCAUGGGCUGUGGGUGUCACAUUGUGCAUAAUACAGCUGGCAAAGCUUCCGACGCAUUCGAGCAGGUGUCUGGAUUCAAUGUUGAGGAGAUGGCGAUCGACAUCUUCUAUUGGUUUGACAAGAGCACAAAGAGGAAGGCAGCUCUACUCGACUACUGCAUAUUCUGCGACCAAGAAUACCGGAGGGUACUCAAACACGUCAAUACAAGAUGGCUGAGCCUUGAGACUGCUGUCUCAAGGAUUCUCAAGCAGUAUGCAGGCCUGAAAAGUUACUUCCUGUCAGAAGAUGACAGGGCUCCGAGAUUUAGGAGGCUUCACUUGCUGUUUGCGGAACCCAUGACAGAGGUCUACCUCCUCUUCUACCAAUCUGCCCUGCAGACCUUUAUGCACAUGAAAUUGUUCCUGCAGCGGGAGUAUCCUGUCAUCCCACUUGUAUAUGCCCAGAUGCAGUCCUUUCUCCAGAAGUUGGCUAGUCGAUUUGUGAGGGUGCAGACCAUCAGGGAAGCCAACAGAGACUUCAUCAACUUGACUUUCAGAGAUCUGAAUGUGCAGCUUUCAGACGACAACUUGAUGAUUGGAUUUGCCACAAAAAAUCUAGUGAAGAAACUUCUUGAUGAAGGUUCGAUCUCUCCUCAUCAGCAGUCUCGAUUCUUCCAGAGUGUUCGUGCCUUCUACUGUCGUGCUUUCUCGUAUGCUGUGGAGCAUCUUCCAUUGGAUGACAGACUUUUGAAGAAUGCUGCAUUUGUCAACUUCAUGCGCAGAGAGAAUGCUACCCUAUCGGAGGUGGAGUUCUUCGUAGAUAGGUUCAGCACACUAUUGCCCUACCAGUCACCUCAAGAGAUGGACAGACUCGCUGAAGAGUUCACCACAUACCAGCUGAUGGAGGAGGACACCAUUCCUCGGGAUGUGUGGACACGUGCUAAGGUGUCAGAAGAAGGCCACUACAGGAUGGAUGUCAUCUGGCAGCAUCUCUCCAACAUGAAGGCUCCAGAUAACAGCCCCCUUCUUCCACGCCUUGCGAAGGUGGCAGAACUCGUUUUGUUCUUGCCUCAUUCCAAUGCCCAGGAGGAGCGUGUUUUUUCUAUGGUUCGCAAGAAUAAAACCGCAUUCAGGCCAAAUCUGGAUCCAAAAGGAACACUCUCUAGCAUCCUUACCAUCAAGCUAGCCUAUGGAGCACCUGCCCAUACCUUCGAGCCGGACAAAAAUUUGCUCAAGGUGGCCAAGUCUUCCACUUGGGAAUACAAUAAGGAGCACAGCUCAAAAGAUUAA